Molecule: messenger RNA, 1833 nt
Organism: Canariomyces notabilis
Lineage: Eukaryota; Fungi; Ascomycota; Sordariomycetes; Sordariales; Chaetomiaceae
Exons: 2
Coding region: 341-1390 (349 amino acids)
Source: RefSeq, a predicted model, not a curated record
GAUUCAUUUUACGCUGUUUCGGCUUCAAGAUGCUUUGCAAGGCCGGCGCCACUUCCCUGUCAAGCCUGCCCUGUCUGGUCUUGGCAGAACCGUGGCUGGUGGGGCAGGCUGAUUGGAGAUGGGUCCGGCAGGCGCUUGGAACUUGUGACGCUCAGACCAGGCGACCCAGGCUGUCGGCCACUGUGGAUGGCGAGCCUCGGCAUUGAAUCAUCACAAGUCCCAAGCUGCUUCUUGCAUUUCCCUAUCUCGCGCUGCUCCCUUCCAAGAAAAAAUAACCUGGCUAGACCCUAGAUUAGGGACUCAUCAUCUAAGCUGUUCUCACUAAAAUAUAACCCGAAAAAUGGGCGACGAGGAGUGUAAAACCCAGGCACAAGCGACGCCUGCUCAAGCAGCCCAGACCGCGCCGCCAGAAGCAAGGCUCGAACAGGCCAGGAAGUUUCUCCGAGAUGCUCAAGUACAGAACGAGAUUCCAGAGCGAAAAGCACAGUUCCUCAGGAGUAAGGGAUUCUCAGAUAGCGACAUUGAGGGGCUUUUAAAAGAGGUGCUGCAAGAUAGCGGGCAGGAAUCACAAGUCUCGGCCAAGGAGGAAACAAUAGAAGUCCCUACCACCAAAAAAGAAGACCGACCGCCCAUUGUCACAUACCCCGAGUUCCUUACCAAGCCUGCGCGGCCACCACCACUGGUAACAGUCAACGGCUUCUUGAACACGCUCUACGCCUUCGCUGGUCUCGCGACAGCCGUCUACGGCACCAGCAGAUACAUUGCACAACCAAUGGCCGACUCGCUCACCGAAGCGCGAGUCUCACUACACGAAACUGCCAAACAGGAUCUCGCAAAGCUGGUCUCCAAGCUGGAGAGCACUGUCUCGGAUAUCCCAACCCCAAAAUUAAAGGACACUAAGCCACCAGCCGCCGAAGACAACGACGCCGCGAGCAGCUACGACGACCCGACAGAGCUCUUCCAUCGCGACAUUGGCGUCCAGACCUCGCGGCCGCCGAGCCCAUUCAACAGCACCGCGAUCCCGACCGCGACAUCCUUUUUCGGCCUCUCAUCGCAGUCCCAGAGUAGUAAUAGGCAACCACAGGAAAGCCCGACGGCGCUGCAAACCCGCCAGCUGUCGUCGCUCACCGCGUCAUUGAAAAUGCUCGGCGACGGCCUGGUUUCCCAGACCGAGUCCCUCGGCGAGGUCCAGACGGUGCUGGACCUGCUUAAGGAGGACCUGGACACGCUCAGCGCGACGCAGACGACCGACUUUGUCGGUGGCUACUCGCUGUACGGAGCGGCCAGUAGGAACGAGCCAGACGAUGAGAUCAGGCAGGCCAAGGAGAAUAUUAGGAGGGUGAAGGGAGUUCUGCUGAGCACGAGGAGUUUUCCGGCGACGACGAGGUAGUUCUUGGAUUCAAAACCUAUACUUCCUUCUUUGGACUACCUGUAGAGGGAGGUGUAAGUGUUGGCGGCAGUCGCUGGGGCGAUUUGUGUUGAGCGACCAGCGGCCUGCAGCACAGGCUUGUCAGUGUAGCUUGCAUGCAUGUCUGACCAAAAGGGGCAAGGUGCAUCUUGCUGUCUGUCUUGCAUGGAGAGGAACCACUCCAAUACACCGUAUGUAUGCUGGUUCAGCAGGAGGUUGGAGAGGCCCUUGAGCUGAUUCACCCCUUACCGGGAGGUACAACAACCUACUUGUCAUGUAUCCUACACCGAUGUAGUUUGUGAUGCGGAUGACAUGACUUUCUCCGGGGAAAUUCCAGGUACAGAGACAAGUCCCUACCAACCUAAGGUAGCGAAUCGGGGAACCGCUUUGACUUCCUCCAGGCGAGCCCCAUCGACAUAACGCGA